Messenger RNA from Rotaria sp. Silwood1, 1828 nucleotides. The record is from the annotation of a GenBank genome assembly. NCBI's taxonomy places the organism in Eukaryota, Metazoa, Rotifera, Eurotatoria, Philodinida, Philodinidae.
AUGUCGUUCUUCUUAAGCUACGCAGAUAGACUUCGAGCAAAGCAUCUAAAACUUUACCAACCGAAGUCAGCAAAAUCAUCAACGUCAACAACCGCCGAGCAGGCAGACUCCAAUAGCUUCAUCAUAAAACGAGAUCGUCGUCGAACUGAUAAAAAUGAAAUCAUUCAAAAUUUUCUUUUGCUUUGGCUUGAUGCUAAAAUUGAUGAAUCCAGUGAAGACUAUCGUAAUUCAAUCAAACAUUUGCAACGUACCGUCAAUACAAUCAAACCAUAUCGAGAUACAGAAGAAUGUAUCAAUUAUAUAUCAGAACUUGAAAAUGAAAAAGCAUUUUUGAUUAUUUCUGGUGCAUUAUGUGAAACUGUUGUGCCACGUAUUCAUAAUAUGGCACAACUCUAUUCAAUUUAUGUGUUCUGUCGAAAAAAAGAAAAAUAUGAAGAAUGGGCAAAAGACUGGCCCAAAGUGAAAGGUAUUUUCACUGAAAUUAUUCCAAUUUGUGAUGCAGUUCGACAAUCUGCUCGACAAUGUGACGAAGAUUCUAUCGUCGUUAAUGCUGUAUCAUCAUUGAAUCAAAUCGAACCAUUGUUCAUGUAUACACAAUUUUUCAAAGAAAUUAUUCUAGAGAUCGAUUUCGAAGGAAUCAACGAACUAGCCGAGUAUGCGCGUGAAAAAUACGCUGGGAAUGACGAGCACUUGGCAAUAAUUGAUGAAUUCGUUCGAGACUAUCGAAGUCAUUUGGAUGAAAAUAACAAGCCUAUUUGGUGGUAUACUCGGGAGUGCUUCAUAUAUCAUAUGCUAAAUAAAGCACUGGCUAAAUUACAAAUAGAAAUUCUUCUUAAAAUGGGCAUCUUCAUUCGGGAUCUACAUCGAAACAUCGAAAAAAUUCAUGCAGAACAGACAAAUGAAAUGUUCGAUUGUACAACAAAAGAAAUUACGGUGUAUCGAGGUAAAGCGAUGACUCAAGAAGAUUUUAAUAAAAUUAAGCAAGGUGGUCUUUUAUCAUUCAAUAAUUUCCUCUCAACAAGUACCGAUCGAACAGUAGCUAUUGGAUUUAUUCAGGAAGGACUCGAGUCUAAUAGUAAGAAAAUUGGUGUUCUAUUCAAAAUGAAUAUUGAUCAAUCGAUUUCAUCAUCAUCAACACCAUUUGCUCGCAUUGACGAAUAUAGUUAUUUCAAGACAGAGAAAGAAAUUCUAUUUUCCAUGCAUACAGUUUUUCGUGUUCAUCAAAUCGAAGAAAAGGAACAUGAUGGGAUCAUAUUUUGGAGAGUAAAACUUUCUCUUACCAAUGCUAGUGAUGAUCAACAACUGGGCACUCUCAUGGAAAGUAUGCGAGAAGAGAUUACUGGUACAGGAUGGCAAAAAAUGGGUUUAUUGUUAUGGAAACUCGGCGAGAAUAAUAAAGCCGAACAAUUGUACAACAUGUUACUCAACGAGGCAUCAAAUGAAAGCGCUAAAUCCUACUUUUAUCACUGCCUUGGAAUGAUUAAGGAUGAUCUAGGACAAUACAAUGAGGCCAUCGAAUUUUAUCAAAAAUCUUUAGAUAUCAAAGAGAAAACUCUCCCUCCGAAUCAUCCCGACUGGGCUCAAUCCUACAACAACAUUGGUUCGGUGUAUUAUAACAUGGGCGAGUACUCCAAAGCACUUUCAUCGUAUGAAAGAGCACUUGAAAUCUGGAAAAUAGCUCUCCCUCCGAAUCAUCCCGACUUGGCUAUUUCCUACAGCAACAUCGGUUUGGUGUAUGAUAAAAUGGGCCAGUAUUCAAAAGCACUUUCAUCGUAUGAACAAUCACUUGAAAUCCGAAAAAUAGCUCUCCCUCCGAAUCAUCCCGACU